CAUUACAACAUUUAUUUAUUCAUGACGUAGUGUUAUGUCCUUGUACUUUGAACUUGUGUAAUAUGUGAAGUUAUCAAUAAAGGUCUUUCUGCAUUUCCCCCUGCGCCCCACCUGUACUAUACGUUCCCCUCUUUCGGGGACCACACCGCUGUGUAGGAAAACCCGUUUUCAGGCGUUCAUUAAAAUCAGGCGGAGAUAUUUUCUGACGUUGAUCUUCCAGUCAGGAAGAAAACAUUUCAGAAAACACUUCAGAACAUGUUCGAGAAUGAGGAACAAUGUGUUUCUGAAUUUAUUUUCAUUUUAUUUUGGAGAUCGACAGGGAACGUCUCCGAGAUCGACCGGUUGGCGACCGCUGGUCUAGUACUACAGAUGUGUAACCUGUGGCUCUAUUUUAAUUAUUGUAACUCAGGUUUAUGCAUUAGUCACCAGGUUCAGCUACAGAGCUCAAUUGUUGUGGGGGGAAAACACCAAAUUAAAUAGUUCAGUUUUCAGGGAUUCAACAAAAAUCAAUCAAGAUCACACACAUAUAUUUAUCAUAAAUAAUAAACAUCAAGGUGGACAGUCAUCCGUGUGGUUCACCCUGUGGGCAGCUCUCCAUCUCAUAUCAAGUGGUGCUCCAAGUGAUCAUCUGCUUCAUUAACGUUAACCUGCUACUCAGUCAUACUGAAAAAACAUUUGUUAUCCUUUGGGAUGUUUCAGAUGCAAAAUGUUGUUUUUGGAUUAUUCAUUUUCCUAUUUUUUUCUUCACUCCUUCUUUCAGCUCCUCCUCCAGGAAUGAAGUACAGCUUGAUAAGCCCCUCCCUCUUCCUCCUGCUCUCAAACACAGACGGCUGCACUCUGUCCACACACUUCCUGGUUCCCUCCCAAUAGAGCUGACACGCCCCGUUCACUGAACCGUCACAUGUUGUUCACAUCAGAAGUCAAAGCAGAGUCGCUUCUGAGGAAGUGAAACUCAGACAGCCGUUGCUCCUGAGAGGUGAAAUGGAGCAGAAAGGAGUUCAGCUGGAUCGGGAAACCUUCUCUUGUUCCAUCUGUCUGGAUCUCCUGAAGGAUCCGGUGGCUAUUCCCUGUGGACACAGCUACUGCAUGAACUGUAUUAAAGCCCACUGGGAGGAAGAGGAUGGGAAGAAACUCCUCAGCUGCCCUCAGUGUAGGCAGACCUUCACAUCGAGGCCUAUCCUGCUGAAGAACACCAUGUUGGCAGUUCUAGUGGAGCAGCUGAAGAAGACUGGACUCCAAGAUGCUCCUGCUCAUCACUGCUAUGCUGGAGCUGAAGAUGUGGCCUGUGAUGUCUGCACUGGGAGGAGACUGAAGGCCUUCAAGUCCUGUCUGGUGUGUCUGGCUUCUUACUGUGAGAAACAUCUUCAGCGUCAUUAUGAUGCACCUCCGUUAAAGAAACACAAGCUGGUGGAGCCCUCCAACAAGCUCCAGGAGAACAUCUGCUCUCGUCAUGACGAGGUGAUGAAGAUCUUCUGCCGUACUGAUCAGCAGUGUAUCUGCUACCUCUGCUCUCUGGAUGAACAUAAAGGCCACGACACAGUCUCAGCUGCAGCAGAAAGGACCGAGAGGCAGAGAGAGCUGGAGGGGAGUCGACUCAACAUCCAGCAGAGAAUCCAGGACCGAGAGAAAGACCUGAAGCUGCUCCAUCAGGAGGUGGAGGCCCUCAACCUCUCUGCUGAUAAAACAGUGGAGGACAGUGAGAAGAUCUUCACUGAGCUGAUCCGGCUCAUGGAGAACAGAAGCUCUGACGUGAAGCAGCAGGUCAGAUCCCGGCAGAGAACUGAAGUGAGUCGAGUCCAAGAGCUUCAGGAGAAGCUGGAGCAGGAGAUCAUUGAGCUGAAGAGGAAUGAGGCUGAGCUGAAGCUGCUGUCACACACAGAGGAUCUCAAGCAGUUUCUACUCCACUACCCCUCACUGUCACCACGCGCUGAGUCUACACACUCGCCCGGCAUCGAUAUCCGUCCUCUGAGACACUUUGAGGACGUGACGGCGGCUGUGUCAGAAGUCAGAGAUAAACUACAGGACGUUCUGGGGGACAAGUGGACAAACGUCUCACUGGCAGUGACUGAAGUGGACGAUUUACUGUCUCCUUCACAAGCAGAGCCCGAGACCAGAGCUGGAUUCUUAAGGUAUUCAUGUGACAUCACUCUGGAUCCAAACACAGCAAACACAGAGCUGUUAUUAUCUGAUGGGAACAGAAAAGCAACAGUUAUGAGUGAAGAGGUGGGCGACGAGGAGGAGGAGGGCGUAUGGGAGGUGGGCGAUGAGGCAGAGGAGGAGGGCGUAUGCGAGGUGGGUGACGAGGAGGAAGAGGAGGAGGGCGUAUGCGAGGUGGGCGACGAGGAGGAGGAGGAGGAGGGCAUAUGCGAGGUGGGCAAUGUGGAGGAAGAGGAGGAGGGCGUAUGCAAGGUGGGCGAAGAUGAGGAAGUGGAGGAGGGCGUAUGGGAGGUGGGCGAUGAGGAGGAGGAGGGCGUAUGGGAGGUGGGCGAUGAGGAGGAGGAGGGUGUAUGGGAGGUGGGCGAUGAGGAGGAGGAGGGCGUAUGGGAGCGAGAGAGGACCAGUCCGGGGCGGCCGAGGACGAUCAUGGGGGCUCUGGGACCAGGACCGGCAACGAGAGGGGGAACGUCACGGGGAACCGGGGAUGGGCCAGGGGCGGUACACUGUGUUGACCCUGACGAGGCAGGGGGGAGAGAGAGGCGGGGCCGGCAGGGGCGGGCGAAAUACGGGAUACGAAGCUGCCAGCAGCCAGCAGCAGACCAGGACAUCGGGGACAGGGGGACACGACGGACGGACAGGACUGGAACAUCGGGGGCGGGGCUGGAACCCGGAACGGCGGCGGGGACUAACAUCGGGGCACAGGGGAGCGCGGGCUGGGCGGCGGCAGAACACGGGGACAGAACCGUGUGGAACCCGGACAGUGGCAGAAACAUCGGACUGGAACCGGAACGGAACACCGACGACAGUGACAUGGAACACGGAUUGGAACGUGAACAUGACCGACUGGAACAUCGCGGGAUAGGGACGUACGGCCGACCGGGCCGUGACGGAACACCGGGACUGAGCAGCACAAGGCCAGGGGUGGAGAGGACUCCCAUGUUGUGGAGAUGCACAUCAUGA
Messenger RNA from Pseudoliparis swirei, 3117 nucleotides. RefSeq names its product E3 ubiquitin-protein ligase TRIM11-like. NCBI's taxonomy places the organism in Eukaryota, Metazoa, Chordata, Actinopteri, Perciformes, Liparidae. Bases 982 to 3117 code for a protein of 711 amino acids. The record is from RefSeq and is a predicted model, not a curated record. Gene Ontology annotation, molecular function: zinc ion binding. The transcript is spliced from 3 exons.